ACCAGCGAGAGGAACCGGCAGGCUGGUCCCCGCCGGGGCCUGCGCGGCGCGGCCGCCAUGAAGCUGACGCGGAAGAUGGUCCUGGCCCGGGCCAAGGCUUCAGAGCUGCACAACGUGCGCAAACUCAACUGCUGGGGGAGCCGUCUCACAGAUAUUUCCAUAUGCCGGGAAAUGCCCAGCCUGGAGGUGAUCACCCUCAGUGUCAACAGCGUCUCCACCCUGGAGCCCGUGAGCAGCUGCCGGCGCCUGAGCGAGCUGUACCUGCGGAGGAACUGCAUCCCCAGCCUGGCCGAGCUCUUCUACCUGAAGGGCCUGCCGCGCCUGCGGGUGCUGUGGCUGGCCGAGAACCCGUGCUGCGGCACUGACCCCCAGCACUACCGCAUGACUGUGCUGCGUAACCUCCCCACCCUCCAGAAACUGGACAACCAGGCUGUGACAGAGGAGGAGCUGUCCCGCGCCUUGAUGGAGGGAGAUGAGAUCACCGCCCCAGACAGAGACAGUGGCUGCCCUGAGCCGUCCUACAUGCUGAGCUUGGUCAGCUCCUCUGCUGAGACUAGCCAGGACCUGCUGAGCUGUGGCGAGGAGGAAGCAGACAGUGUCCAGGCCCAGCUUGGCCUGAAUGCCCCUUCCCGGGACCAGUUUUCUUCCUUCUCACAAAAGGAUGCUUCAAACAGUAUCAAGAACAGGAAUGUACUGACUGCCAUCUUGCUGCUCCUGCGGGAGCUGGACAUGGAGGGGUUGGAAGCCGUGCGGCGGACCGUGGGCAGCCGGCUGCAGGCCCUGCAGGGGCAGGAGCUGCAGGAGCAGGGCACUGCAACAGUGGGCGGUGGAUGCCAACCACGUGGGGCCGUGGGAAAUAGCUGCUGGGGGCCUCUGGAGCAUGGUCUGGAAGCUUCCGCUGGGAAGAGGCUACCCGGAUCCAGGUGGGGACACUGCAGCCCUGGUCCUUCCUGGUGCCUCUGGAAACCAAGGGUGUUGCUUCACGCCAUCAUGGGGAAACCAAACCUGGCCGUGCUGAGUGCAGGACCAGGCAGAACACAGGGCACUUUCCCUCAGCCCCUUCCUCCUGGUGGGGUUGGGACCCAGGUCUGUGAAACGUCCACCUCCAUGCAGGAGCUGAGAGCACAUCAGAUCAUGUGACAGCUGCAUAGACCACAGAGCCAGUGCUGGAGUGGUGCAUUUGGAAGGCCACCCACUCGCCUCCACUGUGUUUGAAGAUGAUGCUCCCCUCAUGGUAUGAGCCACUUUUGAAAUGCUGGUGGCCAUUGUACUCAGGGCCUGGUCAAGGCCAGGGUGAAGUGGGGAUGAAUCACCUGUGGGGUUACUUCCAGUCAGGGGUACUCUCUGAGCCGUGGGAAGACAGAAGGUCAUAAGCUUGUAUCUGUGCCCACUUGUAAUGGUGUGCUGUUGGACACUCAAUAAAGCACUGUCUUGGAGAA
This is a messenger RNA of Otolemur garnettii (small-eared galago), 1439 nucleotides long. It is a transcript of the gene CFAP410, whose product is annotated as chromosome unknown C21orf2 homolog. The transcript is spliced from 8 exons. Gene Ontology annotation, biological process: cytoskeleton organization. The coding region runs from base 58 to 1140 and encodes 360 amino acids. Gene Ontology annotation, molecular function: protein binding. The record is from RefSeq and is a predicted model, not a curated record. Lineage: Eukaryota; Metazoa; Chordata; Mammalia; Primates; Galagidae.